AUGGCUCCGGCACAGGAUACCAUGUUUCGCUCUGCGAACAUGAGUAUGGUGCAGCUGUACAUUUCCAAUGAAAUCGGUCGCGAGGUUGUUACAGCCCUUGGAGAGCUUGGUCUCCUCCAAUUCCGAGACCUCAACGGCGAAGUCAGUGCUUUCCAGCGCACUUUCACUCAGGAGAUCCGAAGACUUGACAAUGUCGAACGCCAGUUGCGCUACUUUUACACUCAGAUGGAGAAGGCAGGCAUUCCCCUCAGAAAGUUCGAUGUCGACGCUGAGCGACUUGCCAACCCGUCGACCUCCGAGAUUGACGAGCUCGCCGAGCGAAGCCAGAGUCUCGAGCAACGCGUCUUCCAGCUUAACGACAGCUACGAGACGUUGAAGAAGCGCGAGGUCGAACUCACUGAGUGGCGCUGGGUUCUCCGCGAAGCCGGUGGUUUCUUUGACAGGGCUCACGGCAAUGUCGAGGAGAUCCGCGCGUCUAGCGAUAACGAUGACGCUCCCCUCCUCCAGGAUGUUGAGCAACACAACUCCGCCCCCGAGGUUGAGCGGUCUUUCUCUGGAAUGAACAUUGGUUUUGUCGCUGGUGUUAUCAACAGAGACCGUGUUGCCUCGUUUGAGCGCAUUCUCUGGAGAACUCUGCGUGGAAACCUGUACAUGAACCAGUCCGAGAUUCCCGAGCCGCUCAUCGACCCUACCAACAACGAGGAGAUCCACAAGAAUGUCUUUGUCAUCUUCGCUCAUGGCAAAGAGAUUCUGACCAAGAUCCGCAAGAUUUCCGAAUCCAUGGGUGCCGAGGUGUACAACGUCGACGAGAACAGCGACCUUCGUCGCGACCAGAUCCACGAGGUCAACGCUCGCCUCAACGACGUCCAGAACGUCCUUCGCAACACCCAGCAGACCCUGAACGCUGAGCUUAUUCAGAUAUCUCAGGCUCUAUCUGCAUGGAUGGUUCUUAUUACGAAGGAGAAGGCGGUUUACAACACCCUUAACCUCUUUUCCUACGACCGUGCUCGCCGCACACUCAUUGCGGAGGGUUGGUGUCCAACCAACGACCUACCGUUAAUUCGGUCCACAUUGCAGGAUGUGACAAACCGAGCUGGACUUUCGGUGCCUUCCAUCAUCAAUGAGAUACGCACCAACAAGACCCCGCCGACGUAUAUCAAGACCAACAAGUUCACCGAGGCUUUCCAGACCAUUGUUAACGCCUACGGUACUCCCACUUAUCAGGAGGUCAACCCUGCCCUCCCGGUCAUUGUCACCUUCCCUUUCCUCUUCGCCGUAAUGUUCGGUGACUUUGGACACGCCGUAAUUAUGGUGUCCGCGGCGUUGGCUAUGAUCUACUGGGAAAAGCCUCUCAAAAAGGUCACUUUCGAGUUGUUCGCUAUGCUCUACUAUGGAAGAUACAUUGCCCUAGUUAUGGGUCUCUUCUCGCUCUUCACCGGUCUUAUCUACAACGAUGUCUUCUCCAAGUCGUUGACUCUGUUCGACAGUGCCUGGAAGUGGGAUGUUCCCGAUGAUUACAAGACCGGACAGACCCUCACUGCUAAACUCAAUGAUCACGGCUACCGAUAUCCCUUCGGUCUGGAUUGGAGAUGGCAUGACACGGACAACGAUCUCCUCUUCAGCAACAGUUACAAGAUGAAGAUGAGUAUCGUUCUGGGUUGGGCCCAUAUGACCUACUCUCUAAUUUUCGCCUACGUCAACGCCAAGCACUUCAAGAGACCCAUCGAUAUCUGGGGUAACUUUGUUCCUGGAAUGAUCUUUUUCCAGUCCAUUUUCGGCUACUUGGUUAUCUGCAUCAUCUACAAGUGGUCUGUCAACUGGAACGACCCGCAAAACCCGCGCAACCCGCCUGGAUUGCUGAAUAUGUUGAUUUACAUGUUUCUGCAGCCCGGUACUCUUGAGGAAGGAGCGCAACUGUAUCCUGGACAGGCCGGUGUCCAGGUCUUCCUUUUGCUUCUUGCUGUUAUCCAAGUUCCCGUCUUGUUGUUCCUGAAGCCGUUCUACCUCCGCUGGGAGCACAACCAUGCUCGCGCCAAGGGUUAUAGGGGCAUUGGCGAGAGCUCUCGCGUUAGUGCACUCGAUGGUGACGACGAGGACGAACAGGGACUGAACGGCCGCCCCAGCUUCGAGUCUGAUGGCGAGGGCGUCGCUAUGAUCACGCAAGACCUACACAGUGAUGAGGAGCAUGAGGAGUUCGAGUUCAGCGAAGUCAUGAUUCAUCAAAUCAUCCACACCAUUGAAUUCUGCUUGAACUGCGUUUCCCACACGGCUUCGUAUCUGCGUCUUUGGGCCUUGUCGCUCGCUCAUCAGCAGCUCAGUGCUGUGCUUUGGUCCAUGACUCUCGGCCCUGCGCUCAAGUUCGAAGGCAUCGUUGGCGCUAUUGCGAUUGUUGUCGUCUUCUACAUGUGGUUCUUCCUUACCAUUGCCAUUUUGGUCAUGAUGGAGGGUACCAGUGCCAUGUUGCACUCUCUCAGAUUGGCUUGGGUCGAAUCCUUCUCCAAGUUUGCUGAGUUUGCCGGUUGGGCAUUCACACCCUUUUCCUUCAGCACUACGUUGGAAGAGUCCGAUGAGCUGAAGGAGUAUCUGGGUUGA
Messenger RNA from Colletotrichum graminicola M1.001, 2592 nucleotides. RefSeq lists its product as uncharacterized. The transcript is spliced from 5 exons. NCBI's taxonomy places the organism in Eukaryota, Fungi, Ascomycota, Sordariomycetes, Glomerellales, Glomerellaceae. Bases 1 to 2592 code for a protein of 863 amino acids. Gene Ontology annotation, molecular function: proton-transporting ATPase activity, rotational mechanism; ATPase binding. Gene Ontology annotation, cellular component: vacuolar proton-transporting V-type ATPase, V0 domain; fungal-type vacuole membrane; vacuolar proton-transporting V-type ATPase complex. Gene Ontology annotation, biological process: proton transmembrane transport; vacuolar acidification. The record is from RefSeq and is a predicted model, not a curated record.